This is a messenger RNA of Caenorhabditis remanei, 1362 nucleotides long. RefSeq lists its product as uncharacterized. NCBI's taxonomy places the organism in Eukaryota, Metazoa, Nematoda, Chromadorea, Rhabditida, Rhabditidae. The coding region runs from base 1 to 1362 and encodes 453 amino acids. Gene Ontology annotation, cellular component: nucleus. The transcript has 5 exons. Gene Ontology annotation, molecular function: RNA polymerase II cis-regulatory region sequence-specific DNA binding; DNA-binding transcription factor activity, RNA polymerase II-specific. The record is from RefSeq and is a predicted model, not a curated record. Gene Ontology annotation, biological process: regulation of transcription by RNA polymerase II.
AUGAUUCCAACCAGAGCGCUCUGUUUCCAACAAAUAAUCGAUGAGUCGAAGUACAUUCUGACGGAGUUGACCAAUGUCAGACACCCGAAGAAUAUGGAUUGUUAUGGAAUUCUCAAAAGGAAGAAAGUCCCGAUUUCAUGCUUCGAACGGGAUACAGUUCAGAUUGAAAAUCGAUUCGACAUGAGAUACACUCCAUAUGGAUCAAAAGAUCUUCCGAUCUACUUUAUGUACUCGGACGAAAACCAAUAUCCAAACGAGUUCAAGCCAGCAACCAAAAGAAUAAAACUGGAGGACUACUCAUUGGAGCAACAGAUGCCAGUGGACUCAUUCGGUGGUCAAGAACGUGGAGUUACUGGAGAACUCAACAACGCUGUUCUCAACUUCAAUUGUCCGAUGCCUUCCUCAUCACUCACUGCCACUUUCUCCCCAGUUGCGUCCCCACCCUCGACAUCUUCCCGACCUCGUUCCAUGUCCGCCGAACAGGCUCAUGAGCUUCUGAGUACACCAAUACCAGAUAACGUCUACCUCGAUACCAAGGACAUUGCCAGACAAAUGAGGGAGUGGUUCUCUCUGGGAAUCUGUACCCAGGCCUUCUUUGCUGUACAUGUUCUAGGAACAGUACGAAACCGUUUGCAUAGAGUUCUGACCAUCCCACCACCAUUCAAUUCUUUGAAGUCUGGAAAGGAAUUGUAUAUCAAAAUGCAUAAUUGGUUGAAGCUGUCGGAAGAUGUGAAAAAGGAAAUUUUGUCGGUAUUUGGAAUCAACGAUGAAAAGCCGAAGAAGUUUAUGAGAGGUCCAGAAGACAUGGAGAGUUUUCCAGAUGAGUACGACUACCCAAAGCUGAUCACCCGAAAACGGCAAGUAUCACUGGAAUCGGAGGCGUCUUCUGAUUCCGGCGUUUCAACAAUGUCUACUCGUUCAUCUUGCCACUCAUCAGUCUCUACACAGAUGUUCGAAACUAUCGAAGAGGGUUAUGAUUGCCCAGAAGAGUUCAUCCUUCACUCGCAGACGUCUUCCGUCUCAUCACUGUCUCCUCAAUCAUCCUUCCACACAUCGAUUACCGCCGAGACAUUCAAUGACCUCAUCAACAAACCAGCCAAUUAUGUUAACACCAAAAAGAUCUCCAUUUUGAUCAAGGAUUGGCUCGAAAGAACUCAAGCGACGCAGGAGUGGUUUGCCACGAAGAUCUUGAAAAGAUGCAGAAGGACACUCAACCAAUGUCUGAAUAAUCCAAAGGACUGGAAAGAAUUGAGUCAAAAAAGAGAAAUUUACGUGAAGAUGCACAAUUGGAUGUGUCUGGCGGAGGAGCAGAGACACGAGAUGAUGAGAGUAUACAAGGCGCCCAACAUGGACUCCCACUAA